This is a messenger RNA of Syngnathus acus (greater pipefish), 1695 nucleotides long. It is a transcript of the gene ctns, whose product is annotated as cystinosin, lysosomal cystine transporter. Gene Ontology annotation, molecular function: L-cystine transmembrane transporter activity. Gene Ontology annotation, cellular component: lysosomal membrane. The record is from RefSeq and is a predicted model, not a curated record. Gene Ontology annotation, biological process: L-cystine transport. The coding region runs from base 259 to 1566 and encodes 435 amino acids. Lineage: Eukaryota; Metazoa; Chordata; Actinopteri; Syngnathiformes; Syngnathidae. The transcript is spliced from 14 exons.
CGCGCGCGGCACUGAGAGAGGGCGGGUACACGCGCAACUGAGGAGUACCGCUCCGGCUCAAGUGGAAAUUGGAAAUCUUCAUCUCCUCACCCUCGUUUUGCUGCUAAUCUGCUCGACGGCCAUUCUUGUUUGUUAACCAGACAAACAUCAAGACGAAGAUGGCGGACAGCAAAGUGGAGAGCGGCGGCGAGCUGAGCGCCAAGGAGCUGAAGGAGAAGAAAACGGUGGAGGAGAAGAACGGCGACGACACCACCGCCAAUGGAAAAACUGACGAGGAGAACGGGGAGCAGGACAAUGAGGCGGAGGACGACGACGAUGUGGGAGACGAGGAAGAGGAGGAUGGAGAGGGUGAGGAAGAGGAUGACGAAGACGACGACCUGGUCACACCAACGGGGAAAAGAACAGCCGAGGAUGACGCCGAUGACGAUGAAGAUGACGAGCGCAGAGAUGUGGCUCCCGCAGCAGCUGUUACUGCUGUUGUUGCUGCUUGUCGACACUUCAGAGUCACUCGUCUUGCUGUCUGUUCCGGAGGAGGUUACGCUCCAAGAAGGCACUAGUGGCAACCUGACUAUUGCUUCCAGUGCGGCGCUACCGCAGCCACUGGUCGUCCGUCUGAAUGUCACCUACAGCUCCAAGAGCAACUCGUCAGCCAUCGUCGGGCUGCCGGAGCGGGUGACGCUGCCUGCCGGUGCCACCUCGGUCAAGUUCACGGCAGCGGCCCGCGCAGCUGGACAAGUGACAGCGUACCUGCUGAGCAACAGCACAGACGGCUUCGGCUCGGCACCCCGUCUGCACUUCCUGGUGGUCCGCAGCAACGCCUUGGCGCUGCUCAGCGAGGCCGUGGGCUGGCUCUACUUUCUGGCGUGGUCCGUGUCCUUCUACCCACAAGCCUGGGAGAACUGGAGGCGCAAAAGCGUGGUGGGCCUCAACUUUGACUUCUUGGCACUCAACCUGACGGGCUUCUUUGCCUACAGCGUCUUCAACAUUGGCCUCUUCUGGGCGGGGCCCAUCAAGGAGGAGUACCUGCAGACGAACCCAAACGGCAUCAACCCCGUCAAGGCCAAUGAUGUGUUCUUCAGCCUGCACGCCUUCCUGCUCUGUCUGCUCUUUGUUGGGCAGGCUGCCAUCUACGAGAGGGGGGCCCAGAGGGUGUCAUGGACGGCCCGCCUCCUACUGCUGAUGGGCUGGUCCUUUGCCGGCGCCACCUUCUUCCUGACUCUCUUUGGACGCCUCAGCUGGUUGGACUACCUCUACUUCUUCUCCUACAUCAAGCUGGCCGUCACGCUGGUCAAGUAUGUGCCGCAGGCCUUCAUGAACUACCGGCGGCAGAGCACGGCGGGCUGGAGCAUCGGUACCGUGCUGCUGGAUUUCAGCGGCGGCCUGCUCAGCAUCUCACAGAUGACCUUAGAUUCCUACAACAACGACGAGUGGCGCCUGAUCUUCGGAGACCCCACUAAGUUCGGCCUGGGCUUCUUCUCGGUAGUCUUUGACGUGGUCUUUAUCUUUCAGCAUUACUGCUUGUACCGCUUGCGGUACCAGGAGCUUGGCCGCAGCCAGACGGAGUGAAGCGCUGCCUGCCUGAACUGCAGGGCAGUUGCGCUCGACCGGUCGUUCAUGUUUGGGCAAGGACAUUCUUAAAAUAAAGUCAUCAAUGAUGAGGUUGUUUAUUUUUUAUCUUAAAUUUGGUGGUUCCCC